AUGUCGAUUUUGCCGGAUGAUAUUCGAUACGAAAUUCUUUCUCGAUUGCCUGUCAAAACUCUGCUCCGUUUAAGGGUUACAUCUCGAUUCUGGCUUACCCUAAUCGGUAGCCCCAAUUUCAUCAAAUCGCAUCUGAAACAAUCAGUUAAAACCAAGAACAACCUUAAUCUCUUCCUGAGUUACGUCACUCCCGAUCUCUUUGAUUUUUCCAGACUCUUUCGCUUGGAUUUAGAUUCGGUCGAGGGUGAUGGCAUUCUUCAACCGGUAGAGAUCGAUGACAAUCCCUUGAGGCAUCAUCUUUAUAAGAACCGUAUUUGGGGAACCUGCGAUGGAUUGCUCUGUUUGUCAAAUAUCAAGCAAGCUACCCUUUCAUGGAACCAAUCAACCAGGAUAACUGUAGGACCCCUAAAUCAUUCCAACAUUCGCCAAAAUGAUGGAUCGAACAUCCGCGUUGUAGAUUACAUAGACAUUGUAGUUUUAUGGAAUCCUUCAACGAAAAAGUCUAUAGAACUUCCUUUCGCAUCGUUAGAGAUCAAAGAUGAGCUCGACCUUCCCCAAUAUUGUACUUAUGGAUUCGGUUACGAUAACACCAAUGACGACUACAAAGUGGUGAGAGUUGCGGUUGUUCUGGAUGUUGUCAUAAAUUACGAGGUUAAGGUUUAUAGUUUAAGAUCAAAUUCGUGGCAUACUGCAGAUAAAUUUCCUAACCAAUAUCCGAAUUUGAAUAGAAUUGGAAAUUCCGUAGUUGGUGGUUCGAUGCACUGGAUGUCGAUAGAUGUGAAUUCGAAUAGUUCCAUUCUUGCAUUUGAUCUCGGGUUGGAGACCUAUAGAGUAAUUCAACAGCCUGAAUACCGUGAUUGUGAAUUCUCUUCCUACUUGGCUAGUUUUGAAGGAUGUUUAUCGUUAUCUUGUCACUAUUAUUCGGGGAAUGUGGAUGUAUGGUUGCUGAACCAAUACGGUGGGGAGAAUGAAUCUUGGUCGAGAUUCAUUACAUUGGCGGAGCAAAACAUUCCGGAUAUAAUUAACUAUUUUUUUAGAUGUAUUGUUUAUUCGAAAAAUGGUAAGAAAGUACUUUUGGAGAUGGGUGCCGAUCUUGUUUGGUAUAACUUAGAAACGAGAUCACUUGAAGAUGUUAGGUUUCAUUCUGAGGAAGAUUCACUUGAAGAUAUGGAGUCUUGUUUGGAAAGUCUAGUAUCUGUUGGUACUGUUGCAGAAGCUGGAUAA
Messenger RNA from Impatiens glandulifera, 1224 nucleotides. Its product is annotated as F-box protein CPR1-like. The record is from RefSeq and is a predicted model, not a curated record. Gene Ontology annotation, molecular function: protein binding. The coding region runs from base 1 to 1224 and encodes 407 amino acids. The transcript has a single exon. Lineage: Eukaryota; Viridiplantae; Streptophyta; Magnoliopsida; Ericales; Balsaminaceae.